UCUCUGUUGCGCCCGAAUCCAAAUGAAUUGCUGUUCCAGGUGAAAAAUAACAAGAAUGGCCAGUGAUAAGGGUUCCAUACGCUUGCCAUGGCAUCAGCACAGAUUCGCAGGACAGUUCCGGGAACCGUUUCCUGAUAUGAGCCGGCCGAAGUGCAUCGGAUGUUGCAGCAUUACUGCCAAGCGGGACUUCGCCAACGAUGCCAGGAACGGCAGCUAUUUGUACGGGCCACCGUUCCCGGAUUUGCCGCUGGACCUCAACGCCGGCAUAGCCGAUGUCAUACGUAAGCCAACGGACUUUGAGCAAAAGGAUCUGGAGUUUGUGCUCCGCUACAUAGAGCACCACCAGGCGGAGCUGCUCCGGCCAAGGAAACGGCAACCAGAGAGCUUGGGUCUCCACACUCACUUCGUUACGCUGCGCGGCAUUCUCCGGCAGAUAAUGUGCCUGCAGUACGAUCGGAACUGCGAAUUCCGCAUAAAGGCAACGCUCCUGAACGGCACCAUAUACAUGGCCAAGGAGGCGACUGAAACUCAACAACUGCGGAACGAGAAUAUGACGACGAAAGAGAAGAACAUGUGCUCCUGGGGCUUCAAAUUCGAACAGUAUUUGACCUGCCAUCAUCCGCAGUCGAAGCCAGUGACCGAUGUGCCGGUCAACGAGGGUGACGAGUUCCUGGCCAUGUUCAGCAGCCAGUUGAGCGGAAUUGACUUGCUAUACGGCGCCGAAAUGGACUGUGUCGUCAGCAAAGAGCCAGUUGACUUUAAGGAUCCCAAAGUUCUGGACUCGAUAAAGUUCGUGGAGCUUAAGACCAGCGCGUACAUCAAGGCACCUAAUCAGAAACGCAACUUCGAUAACUACAAAUCGGCCAAUUGGUGGAGCCAGUCGUUCCUGGUGAACAUAGAUACUAUCUACGCUGGCCUACGGGAUCAUCAGGGAAUGGUGGUUGACAUCCAGGAGUUUAACGUCCGACAGUUGGCGCGCAACAAGCCGUGGAGUCCAGCGGCAAUGACCUUGUUUCUAGUGCAGUUCCUCAACAAACUAAAAGAUCUACUGGAGACAAUCGAUGAUCCCUACGCCGUGGUCCAGGUGGAUUUUAUUGCCUGCGAACAGAUUGUGAACUACAAGGUGCUAAGAGGCAAGGAGCACCAGAUCCUGCCCGACUGGUAUCGCGAUAUCCUCAAGGCGGGCUAAAAAAUCUGGACAAAACAAAGGUGGCUUUUAGUUUAAAACUAACUUAAGUUAGCCUAAGGUAAUAAAAUCGGACUAGUUGCAUUUUUGGCCGUGCCCGAAAAUUGUUUUCA
Molecule: messenger RNA, 1299 nt
Organism: Drosophila kikkawai
Lineage: Eukaryota; Metazoa; Arthropoda; Insecta; Diptera; Drosophilidae
Gene: Rai1
Product: Rat1 Interacting Protein 1
Biological process (GO): nuclear-transcribed mRNA catabolic process; NAD-cap decapping
Cellular component (GO): cytosol; nucleus
Molecular function (GO): mRNA 5'-diphosphatase activity
Source: RefSeq, a predicted model, not a curated record